UGCACUGCCCUGACGUACAUCAUUCAGAAAUUUUGCACGUCAGAAAGAAAGGCAUGAAAAGUAUCAAAAUGUCUUCAUUUUGCCUCCGUUAACAUCUCCGACGUGUACAAUGAGCUGUUGAUUAUCAAUCUGUAAUUUUCAUUCUCCCCUCUGGUGCCCUUUAUGUGAUUAUCAUGGCCGUACUGAGGACAAUUUCCGAUGUUUUACCGGUGCUUUUUCUCAUCGUCGUCUUCGGAUUUUUCAGUGCGAGUUCGAAUGGGGUGAGGCUGCCAUCGCAAGCAUUAGUUGCAAAAUGGUCUCAAGAUAUAAGCAAGGAACUGAAGACAAAACUAGAUGCAGCAACUGGAGUUCAACAAGUUAAAAUGCUGUAUGAAGAGCAGAAUUUUCCUGCAGUGUAUGUCAACGGAUCGGUCCUGGUCCAGAAGGUGGCCAACAAAUGGCAAGAAAUGCUCCAAGACAAGAUGGUGGCUGUUGAGAACAUUGUAUUGAAGUUGGAAGACGCCUAUAAGAAACACAAGCGUAAUUACAGCAUAGUGGAAGAUGAUGUACAGUACUACAACGCCAAGAAUGCGUCCAAAAUGCCGCUGAAUCUGACCUACCUGGAUAAUUUCAAGUCGGAAGUCAACACCAACUACAGCGCUGUGCAGAUCCCAACGGAUAUUUGGGUUGGAGAUAACAAGAUCUUGAACGGUAUCGAGGCAACCAAUUCUAUUGAUGAAGUCUUCCGUGAGAACUACCAGAAAGAUCCUCAGCUUUUGUGGCAGUACUUCGGCAGCGCCGAUGGGUUCUAUCGCUCUUACCCAGCGGCAAAGUGGAUGACUACUGAGAAACCUGAACAAGACCAAUAUGAUGUGCGGCGUAGGGGAUGGUACAUCCAGGCUGCGAGCUCACCAAAGAACGUCAUGAUCCUUGUAGACACGAGUGGCAGUACCUUUGGCAUGACCCUGGAGAUCACCAAGGUGUCAGUCUAUAAGGCCCUGGAUACUCUUGGCAAUGACGACUUUGUCAACGUGGCCUGGUUCAACUCCAGUGCAGAACUGGUCAGUUGCUUUGAAACCUUCGUUCAGGCCAAUCUACGCAACAAAAAUCUGUUGAAGGACAAAGUGAAAGAGCUCACGUCUUCGGGGAUUGCCUUGUUCGACAAAGGCCUAAAGAAGGCAUUUGAGGCAUUCAAAGAGUUUGAGGAUAUAGAGGCUGCUGGACGUGAUCAGCAGAAUCAAGGAGCCAUGUGUCACAAUGUCAUCCUCAUCUUCACCGAUGGAGGAGAGGCAGAUGAACGUGCCACCUUCGAGGAGUAUAAUGUCCCAGUUAAAAUCCGUGUGUUUGUGUUCAAAGUGGGAACGGACUCCAUGGUACCUGCAGACGGUGUUAGGGAAAUGGCCUGCAUGAACCAAGGAUAUUUCAGCAAUAUUCAGUCCUUCGGAGCUGUGAGGCUUACAACCUUGGAUUAUGUGCCAGUCCUGAGUCGUCCUAUGGUGCUGAGUGGGAAGAAGCACUUUCAGUGGUCCGACAUCUACCUGGAUGUGCUGGGCUUGGGUAUGAUGACAACGCUGACCAGGCCUGUGUAUAACACCACUGGAGAAAAUAAUGUUAAUUCGACCAAGCAGAAUCAGCAAAUGUUGGCUGUGGUCGGUACGGACAUCACUACCAAGAACAUGGAGGACACUGUCCCCCAGAGAAAGCCUCGAGUAAACUCCAUAUAUAAGCAAGCCAUCGGGCCAGAGGGUUACGCCUUUGGCAUCAACAGCAACGGUUACAUUCUCUUGCACCCGAGACUUAAAGCCGAGGCGGAGAUUGAGGCUAUACUGGAGUUGGGGUAUUUGACUGAGCCGCCCAACGUUGAUUUCUUGGAAGUGGAGUACGAGAUUCCUGAAAAAACCAAGCUACGGAUUGAAAUGAUAGAUCAGGAGACGAACCAGACAACCAUGAGAACCCCCAUCAUGUCCAGCGAUGAGAGAUACCUGGAGUUUGUGAAUAUGACCUACUCCUACACUUUCAUCACGAACACCACAUUUAGUGUCGCCAUAGCACAGCCCCAGUUUGGCUUGUGGGAGUGGAGUAUUACGAGUAAGGGCAGCCUAUUGGAAGACUUUGGCAACCUGAUUGACGAACAGGAUGACGUGACCCUGCUGAUUGCUCCGUGGGAGUUUUGUGACUGCCACGUUGGCCAAGAAGGAAGGAUAACCACCGAGAACAUCACCAACUCCAUUCAAGAAGCCAUCGCUGCACUGCAACAGCUCAGCACAGUCCUGGAGAUAUGUGAUGACUACAUGGUGCGCAAGCUUCUGGUUGAUGCAAACAUCACCAGACAUGUCGCUGAUUACUGGAAGAAAGUAAAGCAAAAUGAUCCAACCAAGUUUGAUGGGAUAAUUUUCAACGCAGUAGCAACCCACGGUGGUGUGACCAGAAUCUAUCCCAGCAGCGUUCCGGAGGAAUGGACUGCCGAGGAGAUAGCGGCUUUCCAAGAUCCAUGGGAUCAGCAGUACUACCGAAGGGCACUAUACACUGACAAAUACGUCUUUGCUGCACCCUACAACUCAGACGGUGUGAUGUUGCCAGUGAAUGAAUCCUACUGGACAUCUCUCAUGGUCAGCAAGGCAGUUCACAUGACCAAGGACAUCAUACAUGCAGUUGUCGCUGCCAGUUUGGACCCCGAUGUGUUCAAUGACAUGUGGAUAGGCAAAACUAAAAAGGGAUUCAACGACAUGGAAGACGAGAAAUUGUCCUGUGUGAAUGAGAGUAUCCAGUGCUACAUCCUUGACGAUGGUGGAUUCAUCGUAGCAACCAACCAGGAAGAUCGCCAAGGAAAUGUUGGCAGUUUCUUUGGGAUUAUUGAUGGCGAUCUGAUGCUGGAUCUCAAGAACAAAACUGUCUAUAAUCUGAUGACAAUGAAUGACUUCCAGGCUGCGUGCCCCAGACAGAGUGCUGGAGCGGGAUCAUCUGGCCCCAGAAGCACAAGCGUGCCAACGCUCUCUGAUGUGGUGAAUUUCAAUACUUGGGCAGUCACUGCUGCAUGGUCAUUCCUUCGUCAUUUUCUGUAUGACAUCUUCUUCCUCGGAGUCAGUGAUUUUAGCACUUCCUAUGUUGAAGCUGAAGACAUAGAAGCUUCGAAAAAUGUGAGCUGUAUCAAGAUCGUGAAGCAGUACUACCACGGGGACGGCAUCAGAGACUCCAGUGGUUUGAUUGACUGUACCAGCUGCUCAAGGUUGUGGCGUGCAAGUCACAUCGACGCCACCAACCUCCUCCUAGUGGUGACAGAAUCUGGGUGCGAUGCUUGCCCCAACAAAGUGGUCACCCAGGUCGCCGAGGAACCGCCUCCUGGUGAAGGCCCCGAUCCCUGCGAAGCAGCCAAACAUCCCCGCUAUCGCGAGAGGCCCAGCGAACAUUGCUAUGACUUCGAUGAGAAUGAGUCCUUUGACGAUUGUAGUUCUGCUUCCAUCUUGAGAUCGCAUCUCUACCGUCUCCUUGCCCUUCAGCUUCUCCUCCUCAUCCUAACCAGGUUGAUGUAAUCUUGACCAGACCAGAUAUGGGUCCUAAGGAGAAUAUGUUUAACUUAGAUUUUCUCUUCGUGUUGGUGUACGUGUAUUGCGCAAUCUUACAUCUUAAACAAAAUAAUAAAUGUAGCAUUUCCUUCAGAUAAAGUGGUUCUAAUCCAUGAAGAUCUUUGAAUGAAUACAUAUACAGAUAUUACGUGAAAAUGUUGACUGUACCUAUUGAUUUCAACUGUGUAAUAAUAAAUAUUCAUAAAUACCUCAGAUAGUUUAGCCAUUCCUAUUGGUCGAAACCCCGUCACGUGGCCGGUAUUAAACGGAUGAUAAAGACAUGGCU
Patiria miniata (bat star) is the source of this 3828-nucleotide messenger RNA. RefSeq names its product voltage-dependent calcium channel subunit alpha-2/delta-2-like. The record is from RefSeq and is a predicted model, not a curated record. NCBI's taxonomy places the organism in Eukaryota, Metazoa, Echinodermata, Asteroidea, Valvatida, Asterinidae. The coding region runs from base 174 to 3509 and encodes 1111 amino acids. Gene Ontology annotation, cellular component: voltage-gated calcium channel complex. The transcript is spliced from 42 exons. Gene Ontology annotation, molecular function: voltage-gated calcium channel activity.